This is a messenger RNA of Marmota monax (woodchuck), 3990 nucleotides long. It is a transcript of the gene Fam47e, whose product is annotated as family with sequence similarity 47 member E. The coding region runs from base 106 to 1341 and encodes 411 amino acids. NCBI's taxonomy places the organism in Eukaryota, Metazoa, Chordata, Mammalia, Rodentia, Sciuridae. The transcript has 8 exons. The record is from RefSeq and is a predicted model, not a curated record.
GGCAGGUCCGGGCAGCGCUGGGCUGCGCGGUCUCCCAGACAACGGACAGGCGGGCGGGGAACACACCACCCAGGGCCGGGCAGAGAUCAUGCAGCCUCUGGCACCAUGACCGACUGCAGGCGGCUCUUGCGGUCGGGAACGCUGGCCCCGGUGCCCGAGCGCCGGUACUGCGGGCCCCGGUACAAAGAGCAUCUGUCCUCCGGGUAUUUCACUGUGCACAGAAGGCUGAAGUUCCCUAGAUCCCUGAACAGCCAGCGCUGGGUGUUUGUGGGAGAGGGCCUGGACUUCAGGAAAGGCUGUCGGCCUUGUGGAGGUCUAAUCGCUCAGGGCCCCAAGGAGAGCUUUCUGCCCAUGAUUCAUCCUGGAGUCCCUCCACCACCUUCCAAGAAGAGAUCGAAUGAGCUGCCCAAGGAAGCAUCCCUGCUCUCCAGGCUCUCGUGGGCCCAACGGGCUCGGAAGGCUUUUGUGGAGGAUGUGGAAGCCCGCUUGGCUCUGCAUCCCCUGGCUCUCCAUCCCCACCUGGAAGAAGCCAUGCCUGCCCAGCUCUUAUUACAGGUGCUGGAAGUGCUUGAUCCUGAGAGGAAGCUGGAGGAUACUUGGGCUUAUUGUCAGGACACCAAGAAAGGAACAAAGGAGCCCACAAAGCUUUUUAAAAACUGUUCUACCCAAGUGUGCCUGAGACUUCCCAAGAAGACUCCUAUGUCACAUUCAGGCCAGUGGCUUUAUGAAGAAAAGCCAAGUAAAACAGAUGUGCUCCAUGAAGAUGGUCCUCUUCUGCAUGAAAAUGUACGCAGAGAAGUUAGUGACUUCUGCAAGUGGGCUACCACUCUUGGAAGUUCAAACAUCGAUGAAGAGUUCAUCUUGAAACAGUUUGACCUUGGCUAUCAGAGCAAACCACCCUGUGAUGUGCUGCGUGUGAUGAGGCUAAACCAGGUUCCUUUGGAGUUGAAGAAGAGUGUGGGGCUAAAUAAGCUGCAGGAGGCAGAUUUCUUCCAGAAACGAGAUCAUGAGAGGACACAACGGAAACCACAGAAUCCUUAUAAACCAAAGCCGGUGAAGAUGAGGUAUGGAGCAUGGUAUUUGAACACCAACUUAUGGAAAAAGCAAAGAGCAGAUGAACCUUUGGUUGAUCCCAGAGUUUCAUCUAAAUCUCAGGAUGAGAAUUUUAAAAAGAAGCUACAGGACCAGGAAGAGGAGUUUCUUGCAGACCUUCAUGGAAUAGAUGCCUUUAAGGAUUUCAUCCUACUCAGGGGCUACAGGAUGCCCAGGUUCCUUGAGAAGAUUUAUAUUGGGAAGAAAGAUAAAUGUGCAUAUAAUAAGACUCUUAUAAAACUUACUUGAGCAUAGAAGAAUCUUGGAAAGAUAAUUAGGCAUAUUUUAUUGACUACAUACUUGGCUAUUGCUUUCCUGUUUUAAACAUUAAGUAAAAUUUAUGAUAAGUGUCCUAAGUGUCUUACUGUGGAUAUACAACUGCAACUUGUCAACAUCCAUAAAUGUAAGAUCUAAUGCUACAAAUAUUUCUCAUUGUUACCUGCUUCAUUUUAGUUGUAGUUGGACAUAAUACCUUAAUGUUUUAUAUAUUUUAUCAAAUCUGAAAUCAAUAGUCACAUGUAUUCUUCUCACAUUUUUAUAUCAUUGUGAAUAUUACAUAGGUAAUAUCAAUUAUUUGUAAAAAUAAAUGAAACAACAAUAAAGGCAGAAUUGCUUUAUUGAAUUUUUCCCAAUUGCUAUCCCUGGUUUUGAGUGAGUACCUCUUUUUCUUUUACUUUAUAAUAUUAUUUUUUUCACUUUGAAUUAAGCUAGCUGAAGCAUUUUCUUUUUUCUUUAUUAGGCAGUUAAUCUUGAUGAUAGUGUGUACCUAUAAUAUAAGGUCAUAGAUCAGAAAGUUUAAUGAAAACUCAAGAUAUCUAUUUUAAUUACUUAAAAAACUAUUUUUAUUAAAAUAUUACUACAAAUGUUGUUAGUAAAAUCAGAAAACAUAGAAUACUGGAAAUAUCAAUAAGUCCUCAAGAGUAAUCAAGGACCACUCUUUACUCACUGAAAUGUAUCCUUCUAGAUCUUUCUUCAUGAAACCCACUUAGGUCAAUUUAAUCAGAAUGAAUUUAUUAAAAGAAUAUUGGCUCCUGCAGAGAAUCUUUACAGUCAGAGGACCAGAUUUGGGGUCUACCCUGCCUGGAACAAUACCCAAAUCCAUACCUCAAAUCUGAUCUGGUAAAAACAUCUUUGUUGAUGUUCUGGACAAGUAAUUGCAAUCAUGAUGCAUGGAGGUCGCCAUCAGCAAUGGAUGUGGAUGCCACCACCAGAGCCACAGAGCCACACCUCUACUAUUUCCACAUCAGGGUCACACCCACCUGUCCCAGUGUGUAUUCUACCCACUCCACCUCAGAGUCUCUAUUGAGGUAUUUGAUGGGUGGAACCCAGGUCCAUACCUAUGAGAGAGGCAGGCAGAGGAAGACUGCAUAUGGCAUUUUCAGAUUCUGCAGUGUGAGGAGACACACCUUUCAUUUUUUAAUUUUUUUAAUUUAAAUUUUUUCUUAAUUUUUUAAUUAAAAAGAGCAGAGGGAUUGGGGAUGUCGCUCAGUAAGAGAAUAUAUGCUUAAUAUAAGAGUGAGGCCUUAGGUUCAAUCCUUAGCAUUGGUUGGGGGAAAAAGUAUCACAAAGGGCUUUCCUUGAUUAACACAAUCAUCCAUUCUACAGAAGAAGGCACAAUCAUCUUCUCAAAAGUGGUUAAUUCAAAGUUUAUUCAUUACUGCAUCUGCCCUUAAAUAUAAAAUCUCUGGGUGAGGGCCUUUCAUCCUCUGAUUCUGUCAUGAUGCCAUCAUGAUAAUCUGUAUGCUCAACUAACUACAUUAUGAAUUUGAUCACCAGUAACACACCCUUAGUAGGGAAAGAGAAAGAAGAAGCUUUUUGGAAAAUAUGGUAGAUAUAACAUGGUAAAAAAGAAAAUGCAUACAGGAGCAAUGAUAUUCAUUUCCACAACUGGUUAAGAGGCAAUGGCUGCUAUUAUAUAAUUUCCCUCAUCUAUUUUCCAUGCCAGAUGCUUGUUAUUUUUAGCUAGUCACUUGGCUGGUAGGAAUUAUAUAAUUAGUAGAGUGACCUAAACCUUUCUUCACAAAGAGUCUGGGCCUUGGUGAUCCUGACACAGGACUUUUUAUCACUGGAUAUGGAGGAACUCCAAGAGGUCCCCUGGUUUCCAUGAAUAUUAUAAAUCAGUCUGCAUUUGUUAGUGAUCAGACUGCUACCCACAAUGACUGGGUAGCAGUCUGAGCUUCUAAAUCAAUGGAACUAUAUUGUUUUUUGUUUGUUUGUUUCUUCUGGUGGAAGUCUUUUCUCAAGCUUUUAAAUCAUCAGAGCACAGUCCUGGGGCUAAGGAACAAUUUUGCAGGUGAACCUUAAGGAGGCCUUUCUCCUAAUGCCUUGGCUCUGAGACCCAUGUUGUAAGGGUAAAAGAAAUUGAAGUUGAAGUGUAAAAGUUAAAGUGUAAAAGACCGGGCAUUGUAAAGUUUCUAAGCUGCAAGGCCUGAGUUAAAAUGUAAAGGACUAGGUAUUGUUAAGUUCCUAUGCUACAUGCAAAACCUGAAAUUCCUGUAGCUGUUAAGACAAUGCUUGGAACUGCCCAGUAAAUAUUCCCCCUGACCGCUUGGUUGUUUAAUAACUUAGGGCCCUGUACGAUCUUGCACGUAGGCAUUGCAGGGCCUGGACCAAUCAGUUUGAAUGUGUACCCCGCUUUAGAACUGACCUAUCACCCCCGCCCGACCUGUUCCCGCCAAUGAAUGAACUAAUCAUGUUUAGGAAUUGUUGUUUGAUUUUCCCGCGGUGUAUGAUGGUUUGUUAAAGGGGACUGUGAUAUAUGUAAAAUCCCUGCCCUCCCCAAAAAAGUGUACUUAAGCAGUGCUCAGCCUAUGCUCGGGGCUCUGGGCUGCUUUCCCUUCUCGAGUGGGCAUGGAGCCCCAGCAUGCUGGAUCAAUAAAUCCCCUUCUGCCAAUUGCA